Capsicum annuum is the source of this 2066-nucleotide messenger RNA. RefSeq lists its product as uncharacterized. Lineage: Eukaryota; Viridiplantae; Streptophyta; Magnoliopsida; Solanales; Solanaceae. The coding region runs from base 312 to 1847 and encodes 511 amino acids. The record is from RefSeq and is a predicted model, not a curated record. The transcript has 9 exons.
GAGAGGCUCGAACUCUCGACCUCAGGAUUACUCAGAGAAGCUAUGAGACCUACGCGCUAGCCAACUGCGCCACCACCCCAGACAUCUGUUUUUUCUCCUUCAAUAUAUAUCAACAAACAAAUACAAUUUCGAAAACAACUCACCUCGGGUUCCUGUACAUAUAUACAGAGAGAACAAAGCGACUCAUUGACUCCAAAGGAUUCGCUAUCCUCCAAUCAAGCUGUUAACUUUGGAAGCUGAGACAGGCUGGACCUUGUGUAGGAUGCGCACUAGCAACAGGAUCUCCUGACUGAGAAGACUGCAUACUAUAGAUGGCAGCACAGGUGGCCUUCCCAUCAAGUUCUAGGCUGCUGGUCAAUGGAAAUUUCUCAGAGCAGCUCUUUGUGUCUAAAAGCUCAGCUAUGUUCAUAUGCAGAGGAUUUUGCUUUGGACAUUAUAGAGUAUCCGGCUUGCCAUCAUCAACUAGUUCGAAGCUCAAUACUCCGUACUUAAAGAAACCGGAGAGAAGACCAGACAUGCACAGUUGCAAGAGGAAUUUUUCAGUUGCUUCUCUUGUUGAUGCUGAUGGGGCAAUAACUUCUGAAUUGGUUCCUUCCAUUGAUCAAAUGCUUCUAAUGACUAGUAUAUUUCUAACAUAUCUGGCUGGUGUAAUACCUUCAAAUAUUAGAGAAAAGGUUCAAAGUAAAAACAUGGACACUGAUAGGACUUCCUUUUCUGGUAGUGCUAGGAGGAACAACAAUUGCAAUAAUACAAAAUUUGCCUGGGAUAUAGUGAAAGGAAAACUCCUAAGUUCUCUUUCUUCUACAAAAGAAGAAUUGGACUUUGGUGCUACACCUAUUGAAUCUGAACAAAACUAUGGAAGACAGCCUUCAAACUUAUGUGCUCUUGCCCAGGGUUCAAGGUUGAGGUUACUUUGGGCAUCUUUUCAGUUACUCAAGAAAGAGGUCGAUUAUAUUUCUGAGGAUGCUGCUAGCUUAAGCAAGGAAAGUUUCUUGACCAUUUAUAAUGAGGUCAUUAAGAACUCGUGUCAGCCUUUAUGUGUAACUUGGCUGGAAGAGGAACUGCUUCUGAAAAAUGACAAAACCAACAAGGAAUGUCUCUCUGUAGUGAUUGGUGAGUUGGAUGGACAUGGUAAUGUCCUGAUGAAUAUCAAAAAGUCAGGGAAGGAGGAUCUGUAUGCAGAACUGAUAUGUGUUCUUAGAUUUGGUUUUGUCAGGAAGGAUGGCCUUUAUGGUAACAACUUGUUUAUGGACCAUGGUGUCUCUAUACUGGAGGAUUUGGUGAUUAUGUUGGCAGAUGGGAUAGCAAGUAUGUAUUUGGGCCUUAUUUCUGUUGAUAGUAGUAUGUCAAAUGAAAUGAACAAACUUGAUUUGAGUUUGUGUACAAUGUCAACCCGAGCACUUCAGAAGUUGCGGAAUGAGAUUACUCUCAAUCAGUGGUUGCAUCAGAACAUGGAAACAGUUGUCUCCAUGUAUGAAGAUCGGUUUGACUUGUGCACGAUUCAAAGUCAACUUGUUGAGGUAUCUAGCAAGAACAAGGAUCAAACUAUUAAUUGGUGGAAGAAGCUUAGUGUAAUAAGUUCUAGACCUGUGUCACGUCAAUUGAAUGUUGUUGUGAUUGACCAAAUAUCUGUGCCUGUUAAGCGGACCAAGGAACUAAGGGCUUUGACUGGGUGGAGAUACUAUUACAGUCUUUUCCUUGAAUUGGCUGAUAUUGCAAUGCCGUUGGUGAGAAUUGUUAUCGCUAAGGUGAGUGAUGCAGUCUCAUUCUUUCUGGUUUCUCUGAUAGGGAGAUCAUUGGGGCUUAUUUACACUGGGAUAAGACAAUCCCUUCGGUGGAAGAACUAGGCACUGUGCAAUCUCUUUUUUUUGUGUUUGCAAUAAAUUUUUUCUGCAUUGUCUUAAACAUGUAUUGACAAAGUAGACUACUUUAACAUUGUCAAAUUCUUUUUAGGCCUAUUUAAAGCAUUUGAAGUUAGAUUUGUAGCUACGAUUCUUCAGUUUUCUUCUCAAUUGUUGAAACUAUUAGUUGAAGGAAAGUCCUAAAAGGUACUGGUCUACCUCUCA